Molecule: messenger RNA, 1323 nt
Organism: Parascedosporium putredinis
Lineage: Eukaryota; Fungi; Ascomycota; Sordariomycetes; Microascales; Microascaceae
Source: the annotation of a GenBank genome assembly
AUGGGUUCGUACUGGAACUCGUCGCUUCGUCGCUACGGUCUGCUCCUCUUCGCCGCGGCUGUCGCAGGACAGUCUAGCCCAAGCUGCAAGCCUAUUCCCGGGGACGAUCAUUGGCCGUCCGUGGAGACGUGGGAAGCUCUCAACGAAACAAUAAGUGGACGCCUGAUCGCGACUGUGCCGGUGGGGAGUACUUGCGAGUUGGGCAAGUACGUGAGUUACUCGAUAAACGUCGAGGGCCCCGACGACGUGGUGGCCGGAAUCGAGUUCGCCAAAGAGAAUGAUGUGCGACUCGUCAUUAAGAACACGGGUCAUGACUACCUCGGAAAGUCAACGGGCAAGGGAGGACUAGCACUUUGGACUCACAACCUCAAAGACAUCGAGGUAAUUGAAGCCUAUGAGUCGGAUUAUUACACCGGUCCAGCUUUAAAGCUAGGCGCGGGCGUCCAAGGCUGGGAGGCGUACACGGCGGCCAGUGACCGUGGAUACAUGGUCGUCGGCGGGACCCUGUACGGCCUCAGCGCCGACAAUGUGUUAGAGUGGGAGGUGGUCACGGCCGAGGGAGUACACCUCGUGGCUACGCCGUCGGAGAAUAGCGAUCUAUACUGGGCUUUGAGCGGUGGAGGUGGCGGCACCUUUGGCAUCGUGCUAAGCAUGACCACUCGGCUUCACGAGGACACGUCGAUCGGCGGCGCGCACCUGCAGUUCGACGACAGCGUAAUCGGGCACGACGCGUACUGGGAGGCCAUCGAGGCGUUCCACAGCCUCCUACCGCCCAUCUUGGCACAAGACACCUCGCUCCUAUACUCGGUCCACAACAACUCGUUUAGUAUCUUCAGCCUCACCGCAGCGGGCAAGUCAAGCACCGAGGUCAUCGAGCUCCUACAACCCCUCCUUGACGAGCUCGACGCGCGCAAAGUUCCCUUCGCCAUCCAAAUCGACCAGGCCCCCGAUUCCUCGACCACUUUUCACGUCCAGCCGGCUAAUCCCCGCGCCGUGCUCUCGGACCCAGAGGCCAACGCCGCCGUGACGCGGGCCCUGCGCGAGGGCACCGCGAGCGACGACUUCUUCUUCGCGUGCCAGGCCCUCGACAUGAGCCGCAACGCCUCGGUCGCCGCCAACGCCGUGCUCCCCGCCUGGCGCGAGGCCGCGUCGCACUGCAUCGUCGUCGGCCAGUGGGACUAUUCGGCCGUCGCGGUGGCGCAGGGCCGCAUGCAGGCCAUGCAGGACGCGCUGGUAGAGGUGAUUACGCCGAGCUUGGUCGCGGCCACGCCGGACUUUACCGAGACAUUAGUCAGGGCCUUGCUGGAUAUCGAGACGCUUUAA